Messenger RNA from Rhizophagus irregularis DAOM 181602=DAOM 197198, 358 nucleotides. The record is from RefSeq and is a predicted model, not a curated record. Lineage: Eukaryota; Fungi; Glomeromycota; Glomeromycetes; Glomerales; Glomeraceae.
CAAGACAAUACAAGCUUGCUCUCAUGUUUUCAUGAAAUAUUGAGAGAAAUAUGAUAUGGCUAUACUUCAUAGCCUUUCCUCACUAUGGUAUAUAUAUCAGUCAAACCUUAUGGUUUGAACCUGCAAGAAAAUUUCUUUCUUUCGCUACACCGCCAACAGCCGAUGAAGAAAACGUAUACCAAAGUUAUUUUCGUGAAAAGUUCUUGUCACAGCUAGAAGGGGAUAAUUACGUCAAAGCUGUUGACAGGCAUUCAAAAAAAUUUCUCGAGUUGUUACUUCAGAUAAUGUUGAUGGUCUAACUGUGCUGAGUCUGGUGGCCUAUAUAUAAAGGUAUACUGUGUUUUGUGGUGAAGAGUGG